Cuscuta epithymum is the source of this 1764-nucleotide messenger RNA. The record is from the annotation of a GenBank genome assembly. Lineage: Eukaryota; Viridiplantae; Streptophyta; Magnoliopsida; Solanales; Convolvulaceae.
AACUUGGCCGUCCCUAGUUUUUCCUACAUAAUUAAAUUAAGGAGUAGUAUAGUAGGAGAGGGAGAAAUGAAUAUGAGAAAUCGGAGCUUGAAUCUCGGCUGGCCUCUUAUUCAUGCCCAUUGUUGUUCUUCAAUUUCCUGUCUUCGUUCCCAUUCUUUCUGUCAACUCUCUAUUAAGGCUUCUUGUAUUCCAUUAUGUUCUUUGGAGUAUUUGAUAGCAUUCCCAUUCAAUCUCGGAUUGACCCUUUCAGUCCCCUUUCUCUAUCUAUCUCCCACCACAAGAGUGGGGAUUAUUUAAACAUUUCUCUCUCCCGUUUGAGGAUUAAUAAUCACAAUUGUUUGUUCUCUUGAUAUUUUCGUCGAUGGAUCACACAUUUCAUCGACGAGGCCUUGUGUCAAAUGCUCCACCUCCUGGUUACUUUAUGCCAUUGGAAAAGCCAAGUGCAGACGAAGAAGAUAUUUAUACAAAAAAGAAAGCAAGGAUGAGGAGAUGGUUGUGUUGCGUAUCACAAGUGGAUGAAUCUUACCCUUGCCAUGAAACUGAGCUCCUUAAAAGUCCCACUAAGCAUUCUGAUGGACGUCAAAAAGGUUCAAAAGUUCCAAGUCCUGUCAAAGCUCAAGCGAAAAGGGCAAUUCCACCCAUUGAGGUGCCCGCUUAUCCUCUAGACGAGCUAAAGGAAAGAACUGACACUUUUGGAUCAAAAGCAUUAAUUGGCGAAGGGUCUUAUGGAAGAGUGUACUAUGCAAAUUCAAAUAACGGAAAAGCCGUGGCUGUGAAGAAAUUAGACGAGUCAUCCGUUCCUGGGCCAGAUGCCGAGUUCUUAACCCAGGUUUCUAUGGUUUCAAGGAUCAAACAUGAAAAUCUUGUUGAGCUGCUUGGUUACUGCGUGGAACGAAAUCACCGUGUGUUGGUAUAUGAAUUCGCAACCAUGGGAUCUUUACACGAUGUUUUGCACGGAAGGAAGGGGGUGGAAGGGUCACAGCCUGGCCCACCACUUGAUUGGAUUCAACGAGUAAGGAUUGCUGUUGAUGCCGCAAGGGGGCUUGAAUGGUUGCAUGAGAAGGUCCAACCGUCUAUAAUACAUAGGGAUAUCAGAUCGAGCAACAUCCUCCUCUUUGAUAACUUCAAGGCAAAGAUUGCAGAUUUUAACCUGUCUAAUCAACCUCCUGAUAUGGCUGCAAGGCUUCAUUCCACUAGAGUUCUCGGAACGUUUGGUUAUCAUGCGCCAGAAUAUGCAAUGACGGGACAUCUAACACAGAAGAGUGAUGUAUAUAGCUUUGGAGUUGUGCUGCUUGAACUUUUGACAGGAAGAAAACCUGUAGAUCAUACUAUGCCUCGUGGACAGCAAAGCCUUGUCACAUGGGCCACCCCAAGAUUGAGUGAAGAUAAAGUGCAUCAGUGUGUAGAUCCGAGGCUCAAAGGAGAAUACCCUCCCAAAGCUGUAGCCAAGAUGGCGGCAGUUGCAGCAUUGUGUGUACAAUACGAAGCAGAAUUUCGUCCCAAUAUGAGCAUUGUUGUGAAGGCUCUCCAGCCGCUAUUGAGGUCCCAGGUUCCUCCUCCAGGAAUGCAAUUCAUGUCAUAAACGAAUUGCCAGAAACGCAUGUAUCUCUCUGGUGUUAUCAUUAUAUCCAAGGACAACAAAAUUUAUUUAAAUGUUUCUCUGCCGGACUGGGCUCACGAUUCCAGUCUUUCAUUCAUGAACCCUGAUAUUGACCUGUGGCAAUUCUUUUCCAUUUUCGGUGCUCAUAAUUUUUCUCCAAUUAC